This is a messenger RNA of Purpureocillium lilacinum, 1182 nucleotides long. RefSeq lists its product as uncharacterized. NCBI's taxonomy places the organism in Eukaryota, Fungi, Ascomycota, Sordariomycetes, Hypocreales, Ophiocordycipitaceae. Gene Ontology annotation, cellular component: cytosol. Gene Ontology annotation, molecular function: mannitol-1-phosphate 5-dehydrogenase activity. Gene Ontology annotation, biological process: mannitol catabolic process. The record is from RefSeq and is a predicted model, not a curated record.
AUGGGCAAGAAGGCUGUCCACUUUGGCGCCGGCAAUAUCGGCCGCGGCUUCGUCGCCUGCUUCCUGCACAACUCUGGUUACGAGGUGGUCUUCGCCGAUGUCGUCGACUCCCUGAUUGACCGCAUCAAUGCGACGCCCUCUUACAAGGUCAUUGAGGUCGGUGUCGACGCCACUGCCGAGAACACCAUCACAAACUACCGCGCCAUCAACUCCAAGACGCACGAGGAGGACCUGAUCGAGGAGAUCCGCACUGCCGAGGUCGUCACCUGCUCCGUCGGCCCCAACAUCCUCAAGUUCAUCGCUCCUGUCAUCGCCAAGGGCAUCGACCGCCGCUCCACCGAUGACGCGCCUCUGCACGUCAUUGCCUGCGAGAACGCCAUUGGCGCCACCGACACUCUUGCCCAGUACAUCAAGGAUCCCCGCAACACGAGACCCGAGCGUCUCGAUGACCACCACCUGCGCGCCCGGUACGCCAACUCUGCUAUCGACAGAAUUGUCCCAGCCCAGGACCCCAACGCUGGCCUGGACGUGACGCUGGAAAAGUUCUUCGAGUGGGUCGUCGAGAAGACUCCUUUCGAGGACAUUGGCAUCCCCGCCAUCGAGGGUAUCAACUGGGUCGACAACCUCCAGCCCUUCAUCGAGCGCAAGCUCUACACUGUCAACACUGGCCACGCCACCGCAGCCUACCACGGCUACAACCGGAGAAAGAGCACCGUCUACGAUGCUCUUCAGGACAAGGACAUCAUGGCCGAGGUCCGUGGCGCCCUGAUGGAGACCAAGAACCUCCUCGUCUCCAAGCACGAUGUCGGCGAGGACCAGCAGACCGCCUACCUGGAACGCAUCAUUCGCCGCAUCGGCAACCCCCAUCUGGAGGACGCCGUCGAGCGCGUUGGCCGAGCUCCUCUGCGCAAGCUCUCCCGCAAGGAGCGCUUCAUCGGCCCUGCCGCCGAGCUUGCCGAGAACGACCAGCCCAUCAAGUUCCUCUUGGAUGCCAUUGAGAUGUGCUUCCGCUUCCAGAACGUCGAGGAGGACGAGGAGUCCAAGGAGCUGGCCAAGAUCAUGUCGGAGAACAAGCCCGAGGAUGUCGUCGCCAAGGUGUGCGGCAUUCAGAAGACGGAAAAGAUCUAUCCCCAGCUGGUGGAGCGCGUCAAGCGUGUCCAGGACGACAGCCGUGAAGAUUGA